Rhizopus microsporus ATCC 52813 is the source of this 1095-nucleotide messenger RNA. Its product is annotated as branched-chain amino acid aminotransferase II. Gene Ontology annotation, molecular function: branched-chain-amino-acid:2-oxoglutarate transaminase activity. The annotation marks the transcript as partial. NCBI's taxonomy places the organism in Eukaryota, Fungi, Mucoromycota, Mucoromycetes, Mucorales, Rhizopodaceae. Gene Ontology annotation, cellular component: mitochondrion. The record is from RefSeq and is a predicted model, not a curated record. The transcript has 4 exons. Gene Ontology annotation, biological process: L-leucine biosynthetic process; L-valine biosynthetic process.
GCAAAUAAACUCAAGGUUACAAAAGCAGAUACCUUAAAGCCUUUGGUUGCCAAUAAAGACCUCAUCUUUGGAAGAACUUUUACUGAUCAUAUGGUUACUGCUAAAUGGAAUGAGGAAAAAGGAUGGGAUGCUCCUGAACUUCGCCCCUUUGAAAACCUUAGUUUACCUCCCAGCACUGUCGUGUUCCACUAUGCUACAGAGUGCUUUGAAGGCAUGAAGGCAUACAAGGAUAAGAGUGGAAAGAUUCGUCUUUUCAGACCCGAUAUGAACAUGGCUCGUAUGAACCGUUCAUGUGAACGUAUCGCCCUUCCUAAAUUUGACGGUGAAGAAUUGAUCAAGCUCAUUGGCGAAUACUUAAAGACGGACGAACGAUGGAUUCCAACUGAACGUGGAUAUUCCCUUUAUAUUCGUCCCACCAUGAUCGGUACACAAGAGGCACUGGGUGUCAAUCCUCCCACAGACGCCCUUUUGUUUGUCAUUGGUUGUCCUGUGGGCCCUUACUACAAAACCGGUUUUAAUGCUGUCCGUUUGUUCGCCACCACUGAAUAUGUUCGUGCCUGGCCACGCGGUACAGGUGACGCCAAGAUCGGUGGAAACUACGCUCCUGGAUUGAUGCCUCAACGUUUGGCUGCCUCCAAGGGUUACCAACAAAACCUCUGGUUGUUUGGUCCUGAUCAUCAACUGACCGAAGUAGGCGCCAUGAACCUGUUCAUGAUGAUCAAAGAUGAACAAGGCGAAUUAGAACUCGUCACUCCUCCUUUAGAUGGCUCUAUCCUUCCUGGUGUCACUCGUGAUUCAAUCCUUCAAUUGGCUAAAGAUUGGAACGAGUUCAAGGUUUCUGAACGCAACAUGACCAUGCCUGAACUUCGUGAUUUAGCCAAGGCCGGUCGUUUGGUCGAAAUGUUUGGUGCUGGUACUGCUUGUGUUGUCAGUCCUAUUAAAGAAAUUGGAUACAUGGGUGAAGAUAUCAAGAUCCCUCUGGAUCCUAAAGAUCCAAAUGCUCAGGCUGGCCCUUAUACAAAGAGAUUCAAUGAUGCCAUUUUUGAAAUUCAAUAUGGUGAAGUCGAACACCCUUGGUCCGUUGUCAUCAAUUAA